Messenger RNA from Emys orbicularis (European pond turtle), 2445 nucleotides. RefSeq names its product exocyst complex component 3 like 4 (gene EXOC3L4). Gene Ontology annotation, cellular component: exocyst. The record is from RefSeq and is a predicted model, not a curated record. Gene Ontology annotation, molecular function: SNARE binding. Gene Ontology annotation, biological process: exocyst localization; exocytosis. The transcript has 12 exons. Bases 1 to 2445 code for a protein of 814 amino acids. NCBI's taxonomy places the organism in Eukaryota, Metazoa, Chordata, Testudines, Emydidae.
AUGGCGUCUCCAGCAGAACCAGCCUCCCCAGUAGAAAGCACUGAGGAUGAAGGAACGGAUUCUGUUUCUGAACUGAAUAGCUCACCCGUGAACAAUCUGGAGGCAAAGAGCCCCGAAAGUGCUCUCAAAAGAAUGUUAAGCUUCAGGAGAAGUAAACGAAGUCCAGCCAAAGACAAAGCAAGCGAAGACUCUGGCACCCUGAGACGAAACAAAGGUUUUACACUGAAAGGCUUCAAACAAAAUGAAGAGGGCAGCAGUGCUAAAAACAUGACCGACACCAGUGUGGACAAGAGUGGGGAGAAUACAGGGGCAGAUCCCAUUCUCGCAGUUACUCCUCCUCCUUCUGAAAACCAGAUACCUGAGCUCAGUGAAAAAAUGGCGUCUCCAGCAGAACCAGCCUCCCCAGUAGAAAGCACUGAGGAUGAACUGAAUAGCUCACCCGUGAAUAAUCUGGAGGCAAAGAGCCCCGAAAGUGCUCUCAAAAGAAUGUUAAGCUUCAGGAGAAGUAAACGAAGUCCAGCCAAAGACAAAGCAAGCGAAGACUCUGGCACCCUGAGACGAAACAAAGGUUUUACACUGAAAGGCUUCAAACAAAAUGAAGAGGGCAGCAGUGCUAAAAACAUGACCAGUGUGGACAAGAGUGGGGAGAAUACAGGGGCAGAGCCCAUUCUCUCAGUCAUGGAAAUAAAUGAACUUAUUCAGAAAAAGCAACUUUUGGAGGCAUUUGCAAGCAUCAGGUGUUUGGAGAAAGAAGUUAUAACUGAAAAAGAGGCCAAGAAAUAUGAAGACAAUCCUACAGAAUAUGCCCGGAAAGCCAAGGAUGUGGAUUUGCUUUGUAACUCUGUUGCUAACUCAAUCAAAUCCAUUGUGGAGGAAACACUUGAUCAGUUCGAUAUAGAUGAAAGUUUGUUGACUUCUAUGGUGACCGUAAUCUCCAAGGAAGAAAAAGCUCAUGCUGAUGUACAGAGCCCCAGCUCUUCAGAAUCGGACUGGGUUGGCAGACCCAGAAAAUGGCGAGACGUGUGGAAGGAAGCUGUCAGAGGGAGUGCUGAAAAGAGAGUCCGUAACGUGCCUAUUUCAUUGAAGGAGGACAACGAUUCUUGGCUCGCUAUCCAUUUAGGGUUCCUCAGAAAAUCUGUUACUGAAGAUUUAUUGAAAAUCAAGCAGUCAGUACAAAAGUGUUACCCAGAUGACUAUAAAGUUUGUGGAAGAUACGUGGAGUCCUUUCACGGUGCCAUUUCUUCACACCUGCAAAAUCUCUUGCAGAGACCCUUGGAAUUCAAUGAACUUUACGCAUUACUUGAUUGGGUUGUUAACACGUACUAUAGCAAAACUCUCCUGGGACACCCUGAUCUCCAAGCGGAGGUAAAGACUGAGAAUCUCCCUCAGUUGUUACCAUCAGAAACUUGGAAUAAACUGAAAAAGGACUACAAGGAUUCUCUAGCGGAGAAAAUAAAGCACUAUUUGGAUAACAUUCUGAAGCUGGAGACCAGAAAAAAGUGGAAGGAGGAAAAGCAGCCAGAAACCUCACAAACCGAGUACGACUCAUCGCUGUCCUUGGAUAUUCAAACGUUCAUUGGACAGCAUAAGAACGAAUCUGGCAAAAUCUUGGAAAGUCUGGAAACUGCAACUCUUGAGAUCAGCAUAAGAGAACUGAGAGAAUUCAUACCAAGAUUCAGGAAGGCAUUUGUGGAGUGGUACAAAGAGAGAGAGGAUUUGUUGUUUGUGCCAUAUUUAGUAGCCUACGUUAACAGCUUCCGUGAUCUGAUGAGAGGCUUACAAACAACAUUUAACGCUGACACUACAGAACUGGAAAAUGUCCUGACUGAUGUGACAAUGAGCUUCAGAAAGGAUGUUCUUGAUAAAUUAAAACAAAAAACGCAGCCACUCUUUAAGAAAAUUCUGACCAACGCAUGGAUGUUAAAUAGUGAAAUACUGGACUCAAUAAUGUCAGCAACUGUACAAUUUUGCCAACACCUAAAACAUUUAGAGCAGCCUGUUAACAAGGAUUUUCUAGGGGAUGCUCACAAGUACAUGGUGAGAGAGUACAUCACACAGGCUAUCAAACCGAGAAAGAGAAUGAAGAGAGCCAAGCGGGAAAAGGUUGGCAAAAAGAUGAAGGAAGAAGCUACUGUCAUACAUAACCGCUUCGAAGAGCUGGGCUCUGAUGUGGAUUGGCUUAAUUCUGCCAUUCAUUACAUUGCAAACAUAAUUUCCGAGAAGAACAAACACAAAAUCAAGGAAUAUAUUGAGGAAAUAUGUCAGGCUUAUCCAGAUGUCAGAAAGGAACAUAUUGAAGCUGUUCUCACCUGUCGAGGAUUGGACCGAAACAAGAAAAAGUCCAUUAUUCAGAAAAUAGACAAACUCCAAGAAAAUGCAGAAAGCGUGGCUGAUAGAACACUCUUUGCCGAGAUUGACACUCCAACUCUUGUCACAUGCUUUUAA